Molecule: messenger RNA, 252 nt
Organism: Necator americanus (New World hookworm)
Lineage: Eukaryota; Metazoa; Nematoda; Chromadorea; Rhabditida; Ancylostomatidae
Exons: 3
Coding region: 1-252 (83 amino acids)
Source: RefSeq, a predicted model, not a curated record
AUGAUGGAGGUCUCUCGACAAGACGUGUGGGAUGAUGAGACGAGCGAAUUGACAUCAAAGCUGACGUUGAAGCUCAAUCGUUCCUACUACUUGGUGUUUGAGCUGAUUCCAAGGCGUUUAAUCUCCAGUUUAGUGCCCAAAAAUACUUCACCACAUUCACUUCAAGAUAUGGGAGCUUUUAUGGGCAAUCCAUUCGGAGAGCCAAUUAUGUAUAGCGGCGGAGCUGCUGCACAGAAGAAAUACGACAUCUGA